AUGUGAAGGUUACAGUCGUAUCCAAACUAGAAACAUGUUUAUUUAAUUAAGGGAGCAAUGAACCUCAGACAAACCAAACAGUGCAGACUGAGAGGUUGUCUGUCAGCUUACAGACGGACCACCUGUUCAUCUCACCACACCUGUUACAAGCUGCCGUCCAAUCACUGAGCCCGGAGGAAAUAAGGCAUCAUUUAAAGACGUCUAAUUACCUGACAGAGGACAUGAUGACCAGGUGAUUCCAGCUUGAAUCAGAGAUGAGCAGCACAACAGACACAAACACAAACACAGAAGAGACACAGACAGAGAAGCAUUAAGGAGAGAGAGGAAGAACAAAAAACAGAGAGAGGAUUGAAGAAGAAGAAGAAGAAGAGAAGGGGAAUUACAGAGGAAACUAAGACCAUCACCACAACAGCUGCAUGUUGCUGCUAAUAGUACCGGUGGUUCUGGUUGGUCUGUACAUUUUGUGUCGUCGGUUGAUUCCCUGGUUGGUUCAGACUAACGCCACUCUGGCACUGCUAUGGUACGAUGUCCUGCUGGAGACAACACUCGAUCUCCUAACCAGAAAAUCACGACCCCAGCGCCUCCUUCAGGCUGUCAGUCUAAAUGCAGUCAGGGGAAAUCCAGACAGCGUCAUCACAACCAUUGAUCACUUCUGUAUACACACAGAGUGGGCCAUGAACGUAGGAGACGAGAAAGGAGCCAUCUUGGACUCCAUUGUCAUGGAAACCUCUCCAUCCACAGUGCUGGAGUUGGGAACAUACUGUGGUUACUCUGCUGUCCGUAUCAGCAGGCUGUUGCCACCAGCAACAAGGCUGAUUACCGUGGAGAUGAACCCUGAGUAUGCUUGCGUGGCGCGACAGGUCAUCCAGCAUGCAGGGCUGCAAGACAAGGUGUGUGUGUUGGAAGGUGAGUCAGCUGACCUGAUUCCCAAGAUGGCCGACAUGUUUGGAAUCCAGACAUUUGACUUGGUUUUCCUUGACCAUUGGAAGGACCGCUACCUGCCUGACAUCAGACUGCUGGAGCACUGUGGUCUGCUGGCUAAGGGCUCAGUGGUCCUGGCUGAUAACGUGGUCUGUCCCGGAGCUCCAGACUACCUGAAGUACGUCAGAUCCAACCUGAAGUACAACAGCAGGUUCUACCAAGCUCACCUGGAGUACACCAGAGUCCUGGAUGGACUGGAGAGGUCUGAGUACCUGGGAGCCAGACAGAUAAUUAGAGAGACAGACGCACAGACAGACAGGUAGAGAGACAGACUAAAUCUGUUUCAGCCUGCUUACAGCUGAUCUUAAACAUCCUGUCAACAACAUCAGGUAGCAGAUGUUUGUGCUGAAUGUGUCACAAAUUAGAACAUGGGUGCAGUUUUCCCUCAGUAGUGACCAUCAAGAGACAGAUACCUCAGACAGACAAGUGGAUCAUCAGCAUCACCAACAGCCUCUCAGCUCCUGUCCUGCAGCUCUGAACACACUGUGAGGAAUCUUCUUACAGGUUUUGAUGACAGCUUGUUCCUCUUUAGUUUGAAUGAACUUAUGUUAAAUUAGUGCUGACAGGAAAUGAACAAAUGAUUCUACUGCUGAUACUUUUGUGGGUUUGUUUCAUACUGAGUCUGCCCUUCCUUUACAUGCUGAACUGCUGCUCAUAUGCUGAAUAAUACUGAAGAGACUUUAUUAGAGGCUCAGAGGUUUCCAAAGAUUCAUUCAUGUACCAGAGUCAGACAGUAGACUUGGUGCUUAUUAGCCUGUGGAUACUGUUUCCUCUGAGACUGCUGCAGUUUGGUUGAUAGUUAGAUGACUUUAGCGCCUGUUAGUGUUAACAAUUGUUUGCAUUUUGAUUUAAAUACUUUUAUUGUCUCCAAUCCAUUCAGCAUUUCUGCUACUGUCAUGUUAAAACACAUAAAACGUAGCGUUACUGUAAACAUAAUACAAACACCAACGCAAUUAUAAUAAGUAAAGUAAAACACUUCUUGAUUUAAUAAGUUAUCAGUUUAAUGGAGCCCACAGACAGAUAUUUCAGGAGGAUAAUGAAGUAUUCAUUGUUUUACUUCCUCUCAAUACCUGCACAUCCUGUUAGUGUGUCCUGCACUCUGGUGUCUGGAAAAAUAUUUAAGUAACACUCAAACUUCCUGUAUCUAUUUUCAAUCUGUUUUGGACAAAACAACCUGCUAAAUAAAUGUGAUGUGAUGUAAUGUUAGCUGCUAGCAACUGGUGUGAUGUCAUCAUCAUAGUUGUUUCUGAAAUAUGUGUGAAUGGUUCAGUUGCCUCACAGUUUUUCUCUUAACUCUAAAAACAGAUGUUUUAGUUUUCUAAAUAACCAUUCACACAUGUUGUAGAAUUACAUCAUAACAUAAUCAGGGUUUUACAGAUCAGUCUGUUAUCAUCGUUCUGAUAUGUGACAGUGUGAUGCUGCUGAAGCUGUGUUUGAAUGAAAUGUUCCGAGUCAUCAAUGGUAUUACUGUGUAUAAAGCACUUCAAUGAUCA
Thunnus maccoyii (southern bluefin tuna) is the source of this 2474-nucleotide messenger RNA. It is a transcript of the gene comta, whose product is annotated as catechol-O-methyltransferase a. The record is from RefSeq and is a predicted model, not a curated record. Lineage: Eukaryota; Metazoa; Chordata; Actinopteri; Scombriformes; Scombridae. The coding region runs from base 417 to 1244 and encodes 275 amino acids. The transcript is spliced from 7 exons. Gene Ontology annotation, biological process: developmental process; catecholamine catabolic process; dopamine metabolic process. Gene Ontology annotation, molecular function: catechol O-methyltransferase activity.